CAUUGUUGGAUACUACAGCCUCGCUAUCCCUCAAAACGCAGGUCUGAGCGGUCAUGGAGUUCGUUCAACGCCAUUCUGUGCAUACACUGGUGUUCCGUUCAUUAAAACGCACACAUGAUAUGUUCGAAUCUGAACAGGCGCGAUUGCCGGGAGUCGACUUUGUCAGUAGCACACUGAAAGCAGCCGUUAAAGCUAAAGACCAAUACGGUCCUGUGCUUAAACAACCUUCUGCUAAUCCUCUCAGACAAGCAAAACCUGUGGGUGGUCAAGAUCCCGCGGAUGGUCAGAUCAUUCCUGCCGACAGAAGCAAGAUAAAGCCAUCGGCUGAUCGGAACACGUCGAUCGUACAAAUUGGCACCGAAAAGCUCCUUCUACCAAAGAAAGCUCCCACCAUGCCGAAACCAACAUGGCACCCACCCUGGAAGCUCUGUCGCGUUAUCAGUGGACACACUGGGUGGGUGCGUUGCGUGGCAUUCGAUCCGACUAAUGAUUUCUUUGUCACCGGUGCCGGGGAUCGUAUGAUAAAGGUUUGGGAUUUCGCUAGCGGAGCUCUGAAACUGACACUGACCGGCCACAUCAGCGUCGUGAGGGGUGUUGUCAUUAGCUCGCGACAUCCUUAUUUAUUUUCUUGUGGUGAAGAUAAAACAGUGCGCUGCUGGGAUCUGGAACAGAAUAAAGUUAUUCGGCACUAUCACGGGCAUAUGUCAGCUGUUUAUGGAAUUGACCUACACCCCACAAUCGACGUUUUAGUCACUUGCGGUCGUGAUGCAACUGCCCGCGUAUGGGACAUGAGGACAAAGGUCAACGUUCAUACUCUCACUGGCCAUUCUAACACUGUGGCCACUGUCCAGUGUCAAGAGUCCGAUCCCCAGGUGCUAUCCGGAUCCCAUGACGCCACUAUCCGUCUUUGGGACUUGGCUGCGGGUCGCACGAUGGCUUGCUUGACCAAUCACAAAAAGAGUGUUCGGUCACUGUUUGUACACCCUACACAGAAUGCGUUCAUAUCCGGGUCACCCGAUAAUAUUAAACAAUGGAAGCUACCAGAGGGAGCAUUUCUGCAAAACAUGUCAGGACACAACGCGAUCAUCAAUGCGAUUACGGUCAAUCAAGAUAACGUCGUCGUCAGCGGAGGAGAUAACGGAAGCAUGUAUUUCUGGGAUUGGAAGUCGGGAUACAACUUUCAGCGACUUCAAGCUCAAAUACAACCGGGCAGCAUUGAUUCCGAAGCAGGCAUAUUUGCACUAGCUUUUGACCGCAGCGGAUCUCGUUUGGUUUCCUGUGAGGCAGACAAAACCAUCAAAAUAUUUAAGGAAGACGAAACCGCGACGGAAGAAACUCAUCCACUUUAUUGGAGACCGGGACUGCUCAAACGAUCAAAGUAUUAAUCGGGAUAUUCUCCAUGUACAAUGAUUUGUUACUGUGUCAUAAAGUUUUUCACACC
Molecule: messenger RNA, 1441 nt
Organism: Dicrocoelium dendriticum
Lineage: Eukaryota; Metazoa; Platyhelminthes; Trematoda; Plagiorchiida; Dicrocoeliidae
Source: the annotation of a GenBank genome assembly